CGUCCCCACAGGUUGAGCCGGAGCCGGAGCGUUUCCGCCUCGCGGCCGCCGCUCCGCCGGGCCGGGUGAGCCCAGCUUGGUCCAGCCCAGCUUAGCUCAGCCCAGCCCAGCCCAGCCGAGCACCCUGCGGGCCGUUCGGCCGCUCGCCUCCCCUCACCCCGGUCAUAAGGCGGCGGCGCCGGCGCGCGAAGGAUGUGUCGGAGGUGGCAGUGGCAGGCGCCGCGGCCGAGGGAGCCCUGAGCCCGAGCAGCGCCUCCCGGUCCCGCCACCCCCGGCCCUGCAGCGACCCCCGGCCCGGCCCCCGCCGCCCCCCGCCCCUCCCCGGCGUCGCCCCCGCCGGGUCCCCGCGCCCUGGAGCCUCGCUGAGCGCAGCCCGGAGCCCCCGCAGCCAGGAUGGCCUCGUCGUCCGGCAACGACGACGACCUCACCAUCCCCAGGGCUGCCAUCAACAAGAUGAUCAAAGAGACGCUGCCCAACGUCCGCGUGGCGAACGACGCCCGGGAGCUGGUGGUCAACUGCUGCACUGAAUUCAUCCACCUCAUCUCCUCCGAGGCCAACGAGAUCUGCAACAAAUCGGAGAAGAAAACCAUCUCCCCGGAGCAUGUCAUACAAGCACUAGAAAGUUUGGGAUUUGGCUCCUAUAUCAGUGAAGUAAAAGAAGUCUUACAAGAAUGCAAAACAGUAGCACUAAAGAGAAGAAAGGCCAGUUCACGCUUGGAGAACCUCGGCAUUCCGGAAGAAGAGCUACUAAGGCAGCAACAGGAAUUAUUUGCACAAGCUAGACAACAGCAAGCAGAACUGGCGCAGCAGGAAUGGCUACAGAUGCAGCAAGCAGCUCAACAGGCACAGCUCGCUGCUGCCUCAGCCAGUGCAUCCAAUCAGGCAGGAUCCUCUCAGGAUGAAGAUGAUGAAGAUGAUAUCUGAAAAUCACCAGCUGAGUUGUCUUACUAAGAAAUACUUUUCCUGCACAACGAAAACAGUGAAAUGAAUGCUUACCUGUAAGUUUGUAUGCAUCGUGGACUGGCAGUUGGUAUUCUAGGGGUGUCUGCUGUUGUGUGCUGUACAUGUAUAAACUGUCUUUUUUCGAACUCUUGAAGAAUUAAGGUUCAGUAUCAUAUCAACUUUGGAUUUUUAAUGGUGUAUAUGGAAAUUUUAGAUAGCGGUGCGUCAUUUAUUUGAUCAAUAAACAGUGUUACAAUAAACAACAAGUUUAUAAAAUAUAGUGAGAUUUAUACAAAAAGCUCUAAAUCCACAUUUGCAUUUCUUCCCUUUUAACUAAACUAUAAAAUCUUACUUAGAAUUUUUAAUUGUUUUUGGGGGAGUGGUACAGUAGACAUAAUCUGUUAAUGGGAAAAAGCGGAGUUCAGCAUAGAAGAGCCUGAAUUCUUAGUUCUUUUUAAAAUGGCAAUAAACAUUAUAUAUGCUCGAAUACCACACUGGUUAAAAUUUGAAAAUGAUACAUUUUCACCAAGCUAGGAAAAGGUAUGUUUAAUAGGAGUUGUACAAAUUCAAUCAUUUUUUUGUAUAGGGGUGAAAAAAAUAAACCCGUGGUUUUAUCAUGACAUCCUUUGACAGUCCUAACUGAUUAUUUCUCUUCAAAGAGACUGCCUGGUUUGAAGAACUAACGUUUCUAUUAUUUCACUCCAGUUUAAUGUUAACUGUUGUUGAUGGUAUUUUGUAGUCCAGAUUUAUUCAUAUUGUUGAAAUAUGAAGCCGGAACUUAAUGAAACAAAACUGUUUGUUCCGCUGAUGUGACUGGGAGUGAUUAAGUAUUCAAGCCUAAGAAGGCAAAAGCUGACCUUAAGAGCAUGCUUAUCAUAAAAGAGGGAAUUUAUUUAACUUUGGUUAGUCUUUGUUGUCAGCAUAAUGCUAACAUUCUCCAGACUAGGUUGCCACUGGAUUACUAAAAUACCUUGUUAAAAGACAGCAAUUUAUUCAGACUGGUUUGUAGGUAAAUGUAGGUUUUUGAUAAACUAUUCCCCAAGAGUGAUCAGCAAUACAUGAAACAGAAAUUAUGUACUUGUCCUUUCGAUAGUUCUGUUGAUUUAAUGGAUGAGCAGCUGUCCUUUGUGUUGAAAUAAAGCACAGUAGUGUCCAUUGCUGAGUUUUAAUGUGUUACUUGAAGUAAUACUGGCAUAUCUUCUGGUACACUAAUCUGAGCAGACUAGAAAAGCCACUUGCAUGCUGCUGUAGAUGAUCUCUAUCUAAUAAUGUGGAUUGUUCUAUUAACUUAUGUCCUCAGCAAGCUGGUCCAGUUAGAGUUCUUGAGGAGGGCUGCAGCAGUCUGUUUACAUAAGGAUGCAAACAGAAAAUGGUGAGCCCAUUUUUACAUGAAGAUCUGGACAGGAUAUAAUUGGCAUAUAUUCAGAUCUCAGUCACAUAGUGACUUUUGAUUUAAAUUUGGGAUGUCUUAAGUUGCAUUUGGAUAAAUGCAUUAGUGCAGUGAAAACUCAGAAAGGUAUUUGUUUGAAUGUUUAAGUUUAAAAAGGAAAAACAAAACAAAAAAACUUUUGUGGAUACUAUAUGACAGAUGUUAGGCAAGGUUUGACCGAGGAAGUGGUUUUCUGUAAAGGUUUAAGUACCAAAGGUAGAAAAUCUAGUCUAGUGAUACAAUGUUAAUGUGCAGUGUUGGCUUUUCUAAUUUGUACUGUAACACCUUCACACUUUCUAUUUUAAAUGAGUCUUUUCCUUCUAAAUAAUACUAGGUAUAUUUUCACACCUUUCUUUUCUGAUGCAGAAAUCAGGUUAACAUUUUACUGCAUCUGGUAUGUAUGGUGUAAUAUGUUUGGAUUCUUGUGACCUUUCUUUUUGGACAUUCUUGUGCUUUUUCAUAUGCUGUAUUCUUCAAGCAAUAAAAUUCUGAUGUGUUUUUAUAAAAUUGCUUUUAUAUUUAAUGAAUAGUCUGUCUUCUUCAUUGCAUUUAAAAACAAAAAAGUUAAGACGACUUAAACCCUGUUGUUAUUUUGGCCCACUGAACACUCUUUGUGAACUUAAGUCUUUACAACCUGAGUGCUGUUGGAUAGCAUUCCUGUUCACUGGGGUUGUUAAUGCUUGCAAACAAUAUUUCUGGGCUUGACCUGCUCUCUUUCCUUUUGGGAAUUGCAUUUUGUAUAUAUGCAUUUUUAUAAUCUGACAUUCUUCACCUGAGAAGUUGAACAAAAACCCUGUAGAUUGUGUAUCAGCUGCUGAAAUACUUUCACAAAGUGAAAGGCCACAGGCAGAGGCUGAGGAAAUAAGAAUCUAAUUUAAUAUAGAUAGUCAUGUUUAGAGAUUACUUAUUCAGCCAUUCCGCAUCAAGUGUGAAAAAUAAACUCUGGCACUUACAGGGGAAGAAUCUUCACUGAUCUUUCAACAAAUGAAGAAUUUUGUAUUGCUUUGUUAUUGUGCUUCUAUGCACUACAUGUUCAGUGAGGACAGAUUUCUGAAUUUGUGGUACCCCUGAUGUUUUUGGUACACCAGGUACAUGGAACGUAAAGUUUGGUUAGUGAACUGUAUUGUUACUUUGUCUCAGAAGAAACAUGUAUAAGGAUGUGUCUGUUUCUUAAAUAUUGAGUUGAUGAGAUUAUCUGUGGGUUUUCCAUAAUUAUUCUGACAGUCUGUUUCAGAGUGCUUUCACUAAGUGACUUUCUUACGUAGUCUUUCUUUUCUGUUACUUUAAUAAAGUGUAUGUCUGUAUGACAUUGUG
Pipra filicauda (Wire-tailed manakin) is the source of this 3685-nucleotide messenger RNA. It is a transcript of the gene DR1, whose product is annotated as down-regulator of transcription 1. Lineage: Eukaryota; Metazoa; Chordata; Aves; Passeriformes; Pipridae. Gene Ontology annotation, molecular function: TBP-class protein binding; general transcription initiation factor activity; protein heterodimerization activity. The transcript is spliced from 3 exons. Gene Ontology annotation, cellular component: negative cofactor 2 complex. The record is from RefSeq and is a predicted model, not a curated record. Gene Ontology annotation, biological process: positive regulation of transcription by RNA polymerase II; negative regulation of transcription by RNA polymerase II; chromatin remodeling. The coding region runs from base 394 to 924 and encodes 176 amino acids.